AAUGCCUCCUAUACUUUCCAAGGUUCGCCUUCCAGGCUUCUCGCCGUUCGUCGUCACUACUGUUCCUAUCAUUAUAUUCUUCUUGUUCUAUACAGUUCCAUCUUCCGCCUUCACGAUCUUUACAGAAAACGUUGAGGAGCAGCAGCAUUAUUAGCAACAACGGUCCGGCGGAAAGAACAUUCCGCUCCCCUACGCUUUUUCCCCACACGCUGUACGAAAAGACCGGCUGCUCGUGCUGCGGCGGCGGCGGCGGUCCACGUCGGAGGAAAAGUAUCGAUGACGCCAGCCAUGGCCCAACCCGAAACAGGUAAUUCACAGGUCGCUGCUGCUGUUAAUUCCGUCACUACUGCUGCGAACGCCAAUUCCUCCACCAACGAUGCCAGCAGCAGCAACCACGGCAAUCCUCCUCCUCCUCCUCCCACUACCACCACCAACAACAAUCCCGUAGCCACCAGUUAUCCCAGUGUGACGAUCGCAACACCUCCCACUCCACCCAUCUCCGACGCUGCGAGGCUGCGCAGGUCGAAUCUCCAGGCCGAGAUGGACGCCUCCAGAUCGUCACAUUCGCGUCCGCGUCGCCGUUCGUCCGCCUUCUCAUAUUCCAGCCUAGAAGAUGCAACGACGUCAUUCGCCGACGACUUCAUCAGCCCGCGCACCAACAACAUCAGAAGACACAAAGACGACGAGGAUGUCACACAUUGGCACUCGACUCCACUUGCCUUUGCCAUCUUGCCAGCAGUGGGUGGCCUACUGUUCCAAAAUGGAUCGCUGUUCGUGACCGAUAUCCUUUUGCUCGGCUUGGCCGCCAUUUUCCUCAACUGGAGCAUCCGUCUGCCGUGGGAUUGGUACUAUUCAGCCCAGGCCCUUCGUCGCGAAUACCCCGAUGUUGAGGAAGAGGAUACGGCAUCGUCGGUAGGCGGAUCGCCUCGGCCACACUCGCGUCGCGUUCGCAGUGACGACAACGGAAACGCGGAUGAGGCUACCCGGGCCCGACGCGCAAAAGCUGCCGAAAGUCUGCGUCAACAAGAGCUAUUAGCCCUCGUCGCGACAUUCGUCUUCCCGAUGUUGGCAGCGUACCUGCUACACGUCAUCCGCGCUCAACUCUCGCGUCCUUCGACCAACCUGGUCUCCGAUUACAACCUGAGCAUUUUCCUGUUGGCCGCAGAGAUCCGCCCAUGUCGACAGGUCAUCAGGUUGAUGUCAUCCCGUACGCUGCAUCUUCAGAAAAUUGUGGCGGGUGGUCCGCCAUCGGCUGGAUCAUCCAAAGAGAGUCAGGAGCUACAAGCGGACAUCAUCGCACGUCUUGCAGAGCUCGAAGAUCGCUUGGAAGCCAACACCCUGGUCCCAUCCACUGUGUCCAUCGCGCAGAAGGCGGAUGUAUCCGACCUGUCGUCAGAUCUACGCAAGCGCUACGAACCGCGCCUAGAAGGGCUCGAGCGUGCCGUGCGCCGUUAUGAGAAACGAAGCAUGACAUUAGCUAUGGCCGUGGAUAAUCGUCUUCAGCUGUUGGAAACUCGAUUGCAGGAAGCUCUGAGCCUCACAGCG
Messenger RNA from Dissoconium aciculare CBS 342.82, 1545 nucleotides. RefSeq lists its product as uncharacterized. The record is from RefSeq and is a predicted model, not a curated record. The annotation marks the transcript as partial. NCBI's taxonomy places the organism in Eukaryota, Fungi, Ascomycota, Dothideomycetes, Mycosphaerellales, Dissoconiaceae. The transcript has 2 exons.